This is a messenger RNA of Anoplopoma fimbria (sablefish), 1598 nucleotides long. RefSeq lists its product as uncharacterized. Gene Ontology annotation, molecular function: MHC class II protein binding; protein tyrosine kinase binding. The record is from RefSeq and is a predicted model, not a curated record. Gene Ontology annotation, biological process: T cell activation; positive regulation of ERK1 and ERK2 cascade; interleukin-15-mediated signaling pathway. The transcript is spliced from 12 exons. Gene Ontology annotation, cellular component: membrane raft; external side of plasma membrane. NCBI's taxonomy places the organism in Eukaryota, Metazoa, Chordata, Actinopteri, Perciformes, Anoplopomatidae. Bases 1 to 1542 code for a protein of 513 amino acids.
AUGGCUGAAUUCAGAUGGAUUGUAAUGUCUUCAUUUCUGAUGCUGCAGGUGUUUAGCUCUAGAGUGACUGAACACAAUGACACUGAUGAGGUGACGUUAAUCUGCUCUGUGUCGUCAUAUGGAGGAUGUAGACACACAGUGAAGUGGCUGCUUCAGGGUCAAGAUGUGGAUAAAGACCACAAAGACUUGAAGACAUCAACGUCUUCCUGCAGAGCUUCUCUGAUGUUUCUGACUUCUCAUGACGUUUACACAUCGAGGUAUAAGACAGUGAAGUGUGAAGUGACUGAAGGUGACAAAGUGAAGCAGUUUCCUUUCAACAUUCGGCCCUCAGGUGAAAAAAAAGGUGAUGCUGCGACAACGACCACUACAACAUCACCAACAACAACUCUUUCACCAUCGACAACAAGAAAUAAAUCAGGAGUGACGAACAACAAAACAUCUGAAAACAACAGGAAUGUGAAGAAACCAGAAGGCUGGUGGAGGUUCAUCGUUGUGCCUGUGGGUUUAGCAGCACUUAUAAUAAGUGUUGUUACAGUCAACGUAUGGACAAGAACUCACGUGAACAAAACACGGAUGAAUGGAAACAUUGUGUUUAGCUCUAGAGUAGCAACAGGACAACUUUCGCCCUCCUUCACUGUCAGAGAUGGAGAUGAAGUCACUUUGCCUUGUAACAAUGUGUUAGAGGAUCAUAAGAACUGUGACACUACUACGUGGAACUUUGGUCAUUCAAGAAGCAGAGCAGUAGCACUGGUUAAAGACGGGAAGAUUGGUGAAACAGCCAAAGCUAAAUCAGACAGACUGAGUGUUUCAGAGAACUGUUCUCUGGUUAUAAAGAACGUCACAGAUGAAGAUGUUGGUCUUUAUGUCUGCAGACAGUUCAGAUCAGGACCACAAGAAGGUCCAGAUGCUGUGGUUCUUCUGUCUGUUGUUACCAUGACUGAACACAAGGACACUGAUGAGGUGACGUUAAACUGCUCUGUGUCGUCAAAUGAAGGAUGUAGACACACAGUGAAGUGGCUGCUUCAGGGUCUAUAUGUGGAUAAAGACCACAAAGACUUGAAGACAUCAACGUCUCCCUGCAGAGCUUCUCUGAUGUUUCUGACUUCUCAUUACGUUUACACAUCGAGGGAUAAGACAGUGAAGUGUGAAGUGACUGAAGGUGACAAAGUGAAGCAGUUUCCUUUCAACAUUUGGCCCUCAGGUGAAAAAAAAGGUGAUGCUGCGACAACGACGACUACAACAUCACCAACAACAACUCUUUCAACAUCGACAACAAGAAAUAAAUCAGGAGUGACGAACAACAAAACAUCUGAAAACAACAGGAAUGUGAAGAAACCAGAAGGCUGGUGGAGGUUCAUCGUUGUGCCUGUGGGUUUAGCAGCACUUAUAAUAAGUGUUGUUACAGUCAACGUAUGGACAAGAACUCACGUGAACAAAACACGGAUGAAUGGAAACAUUGAGCGUAACGAUGAAGAUGAUGAUGACGGUACGGUGAACUAUGAAAACGUUGGAGACCCUUCUGCCUCCGUCUCACUGCACUGAUGAACAACAUCAACCCACCACAGAGUCCACUGCUGUUAAAUAUCCUCUCAUCAUAG